AUGGGGCUGGAGAGUGACCGCGACCUGCAGGACUGGAGCUGCGUUAUCUCCUGCAGCAACGCGACCCUCGCAUCACCUUGCAUGGAGUGUUUUCGUAUCCGGGAGCCGGGGGGUGGGAAUCGUACUACGGUGUACUAUGAACCACCUGUGCCCACAGAGCCGACCAGUAAUGUGGGCUACAUCAAAAUCAACAGCAUGCAGCUGCUGGGGUACAGCGUGCACUUUGACCCAGAGGCAAUUCAGGGACUUGAAUCCUGCAGAUCGACUAUCCCGUACACUCAGGGCUCCCAGGACUUCCGCCCUGCUGCAGCUGGUGGAGCUGCGCUACAGAGUGAACCGGCUCUCUCCCUCCAGGGGCCCCACACACAGACCUGUUCUCCCUGCCUGCUCCGGCACAGACUCAAACUGUCCAGCGCAGACGUUAGCCGCAUCCUCACUGCCCUGCAGGACUUCAGCUCCAGGCAGCCCAACCACCAGGAGUACGAGGCCAACAAACUGAGUCGAGCUAAAGCCUCCUAUGUGUACCGUCCUCCUCCCCCUUUCCAACUUGAUGCUACGUGUGUUUAA
This is a messenger RNA of Knipowitschia caucasica, 567 nucleotides long. The record is from the annotation of a GenBank genome assembly. NCBI's taxonomy places the organism in Eukaryota, Metazoa, Chordata, Actinopteri, Gobiiformes, Gobiidae.